CAGGAAGCAUGUCCUAGUGUUUGGGAAAAUACCGUAAACAAACUGUCAGUUUUUCUCUCAUCCUGAGCGCGUGUUUCCUCUUUUUCUCCACAGUGUCGCGACUGUGCUCAAAGAAUCGAGCAUUUGGAGGUUGAGCGACGUCGUUUCCGUGUUGUGGUGCGACGCUACGGGAGCUACGGUGUCUGUCGCUGCGUGUAACCCGGCGGAGGACGUGUAGCUUCGGCUGCUUAUUCUCCCUUUUUCUCUGUUUUUUUCCCUCCUCCAUUGAGUGCAGCCGCAGAGGAGCCGACAUGUCCGACCUGAUCCUGCUGCUGCUGAUGGUCGGCCUCCUCGUGUGCCUGCUGGUGACGGUGGGGGGCUCCCUGGUCUAUUCGGGGCUCCUGUCAGACGUGGUCAUCAAGACCGGGCCCCCUCCCAUCAGGAACGUGACCAUCGCCUACAAGUUCAGGGAGGGGUCCUACAAAGACUGCGGUGCUGCCUACACGGAGAGCUGCAGCAUCGGGCCGAGGCUCACGUCCAUCGGUGUCUUCUACGAUGACCCCAAACAGAGGCCGUCAGAGAAGUGUCGCUACGUGGUGGGCAGUGUCCUGUGCGAGGGUGAAGAGAAGCCGGAUGAAGAGCUGCAGAAGCUGUACGAGACAUUUGGCUUCAAGGUGUUUUCUCUUCCAGAAGUGAGCCACGCGGUGACCACCAGCUUCCCCUGCACCACACCUCUGUCCCACCUGCUGGCACCUUACAGGGUCUACCCGAGGGUUGCUGCCUACAUUGAGGACAGGAAGCUGUGUGCCUUCCCAGUUAUCGAGAUCUGUGGGUCAGAUGUCAUCAACUACAUGGUUCCACUCUCCCGCCAGACAGACUUCUUUGUUCCAGAGAUGAAGGAGGAGGUCAAAACAGAUGUGAAAGAAGAGGACUCCGACGAGGACAGAGGAACUGACAUAACAGGAGCGGAUUCCCACAGUGACGUGAGCUCAGUGAGUGGCGGCGUACCCUGGGACAGCAGAGAGACAUCCUUGGCUGCCUCCACCGCCGCCUCCCUGGCCUCAUCCUUGCCUCUGAGGGACGUAAUGGAUGCAAAUGAAGACAUUAAGCACAGGGACCACAGCGACAGAGACUCGAACGAGUCUGUGGGCAGCGGCUCGUCCUUUGAAGAGCUUGACAUGGAUCAGGAGGAGCCGCAGCAGCAGCAGCCGCAGCAGCAGGAGGAAGAGGAGGAGGACGGAGGAGAGAGGGAGGAGAAGGAAGACGGGGAGGAGAGGGAGCUCCCUGAGAGUGGAGACGGAGCUCGAGAAGCAGUUGAACUGGUGGCUGAAAAGAAGAAGCCCUUGGGGGAUGGAGAGCAGUAGGGAGGAUGCUGAAGAGAUAAGGGCGGAGGCCAUGUAACACUGGCAAGCCAGAGAAGUUCCUCAGUCAUUCCUGUGGCUGGUUUAUCUGUCAUUUAAUCUUGUUGGUGGAUCUCAAGCUGUUCAUGCCAUGACCAACACGCCAUCUUUCUACGCCUUCUAAUUGUCUGUUUGAAGCCUGUACGUUUUGUUCAACUGUAAUCAGUUUGUUUUUCUAAUCUUUUGAUCUUGUCAGAAUUGAACAGCCGAUACCUUGAGUCAAACUAAUUGUCUCUGCACACAGUGUGCAGCAUAUGAGGGCCAGCUUUAGUUUAAUUCUAUAUUUAAUUUCAAUAUUUUAACACAUUAAAGUAAAUACAUUGGAUCGUCAUGCAUCGUGUGUGACAUGGAUAUUUCCCCAAACUGUCAAGGUCAUGUGCUGAGGAAGUUCAUGUCCGUGUUUUUAUGCAUUUCCUGACUUCGGUGUCUUGAUAAAUAGUAUUGAUUUAGUUGAAAAUGUGCAGGAGCUAAUGCUGUAGAAAUCUUGAAGGACCUAUUUCGUUGUGUGAUUUUCUUAUCCUUCUAUUUUUGUGGAAAGUUUGGAAACUGUCAAUCACACGGGGGAAAUUCUGGAGUAAAACUUUUGCCCAACACCAGUAAAGUAAAACCAACGAAUCCUCCAGAAGACUCCAGGACCAGGGUUUAUAUUAAAUUUAAAAAGUGUUUUCCCCAUUGAAUACUGUACAGAACAUUUUAUUGUCACCCUAAGCUUUGAUGAUGGCUUUAGUUUUUUAAGGUAAUUUUCCCUUCUGUUUUUGGUCGGUUGAACCACCUCACAGUUCUGUUCGUAGCCAAUAUUCACUCACUUCCAGAGACUAGCUGUGAUAUGUUUGUUGACUGAAAACGUUGGUGCUGUGCGACAUUAGAAGAAAUGUACAGCACACGGCCAUGGUUGUGUCUUUCUGUCUGUAAUAAAAACUUUAAAUCAGA
This is a messenger RNA of Pleuronectes platessa (European plaice), 2309 nucleotides long. RefSeq names its product testis expressed 264, ER-phagy receptor a (gene tex264a). The transcript is spliced from 4 exons. Lineage: Eukaryota; Metazoa; Chordata; Actinopteri; Pleuronectiformes; Pleuronectidae. Bases 291 to 1343 code for a protein of 350 amino acids. The record is from RefSeq and is a predicted model, not a curated record. Gene Ontology annotation, cellular component: autophagosome membrane; endoplasmic reticulum membrane; replication fork. Gene Ontology annotation, biological process: protein-DNA covalent cross-linking repair; reticulophagy.